ACUGAAGGUGUUGAUGAUACAAUGGGAGAAACAGUAGGGUCCAAUCUGAAUAUGGAGGUGUCAGAUAAUCAAGAUCAGAAUGCUUCUCAAGGAGAAGAUAUGGAGUUUACUCAUCCAAGAGAAGUCCAAGAUACAGUUAACGCUACUUUUGAGGUUCAGGAAAUGGGUGCAGGUUCAGUGUCUGGACAGAACAAAGGAACCAAGAGAAAGGUUAAUGACUCAGCUGAUGCAGAACAGGCUUCGACUUCUAACAAGAGAACUCAAGGGGAGGAUAUCAAUCGUCGACAUAAGAUUGAUAUCAUGUUCCUCGUGGAGACGAAAAAUAAGGAUCACUAUGUACAGAAACUAGAUAUGUACAUUACUAAAGGCCAAUCUACCUUUUGUCUUACCUAUGUGUAUGGUAAUCCUGAGAGAAAGCCAAGACAAUACAUGUGGCAGAAGAUGGAAAAUCUAGUUAGAGGAGGUCUUUACCAAAGCAAGCCUAGAGUUUUUCUCGGUGAUUUUAACGAGAUAAAAAACAACCAGGAGAAUCUUGGAGUACCACCUAGGCCAGAAUGGCAAUUCCUAAACUUCAGAAGGAUGCUAAAUGUCUCUGGGCUUCAUGAGCUAAAAACGUUUGGAGGCAUAUUCACUUGGAUUGGGAAUCGUAGUGUUGGUACUAUUCAAUCCAAACUUGAUAGAGUGGUGGCCACUGCAGAAUGGAAGGAUAAAUUCCCUAAAGCUCGAGUCCAGCUUCUAGACUGGGUUGGUUCUGACCAUAAACCGUUGCUGCUGCUUACAGAUGACAACAAAUGGAGAGGUAUGAAAUUAUUUCGUUAUGACAACCGCUGGAGAAAUAAUAGAGAAUUGCAGCUGACUCUCCAAAACACUUGGGAUCAAAAAUGCAAAAUGUUGCCUCCGCAAGAAUUUCAAGAAGCUCUUAAGAAGUGCAUGCAUAGUAUUUCUUCUUGGAAGUCAGAACACAUCAAUAAGUGUCACCAGAAGAUCCAGCGGCUUCAUGAAGCACUUCAGAAAGCGUAUAACUCUCAUUCUCUUGAUUUUAAUUACAUUACUAGCUUAAAACAAAAAUUACAGCAGGAGUACAAAUCGGAGGAAGAAUAUUGGAGAACCAAAAGCAGAGUAUUGUGGAUGCAGGCUGGUGAUAAAAACACCAAGUAUUUUCAUGCCAAAACUAAGCAACGAAGAAGUUAUAAUCGUAUCACUGCCCUCGAGGAUGAUGAUGGCAAUGUUCAGCAGUCUGAUAAAGAUAUUCAGAACAUUAUACGAUCAUACUUUACUAACCUCUAUUCCUCUUCUGGCAAUGAAAAUCUCGACCUAGUUCUCCAACAUAUCCAGCCCAGAGUCACUGCAGUUAUGAACCAGAAGCUCACUGCUCCUGUUAUGGAGGAAGAAAUCUUUCAUGCUCUUUCUCAGAUGAAUGUUGAUAAGGCGCCAUGCCCUGAUGGACUCACAGCGGGGUUUUUCAAGUACCAUUGGGAAACCAUAAAGUCAGGUAAUGCUGAGGAAUGCCAACAACUUCUUUCCAUACUCAAUGCUUACGCGAAAGCUUCAGGUCAAUAUGUCAACUUUCAAAAGUCUGCAAUACUGUUUGGGAAGACUGUCACUCUUGAAACUCAGCAACACAUUACCACUGCUACAGAUGCUUCCUGCCUUGAUUCACAGUCACGGGCAGGUAUUGGGUGGAUUCUAUAUAACCCACAGGGUCGUCGUGUUCUUAAAGGAUUCUCCUCUGUUGCUCCAGUUACUACUGCUCUGGAAGCCGAGGCCUUGGCUCUUAAAGAAGCACUUUUUCAUCUCAGACGUCUUAAUUACGUGGAUGUUACCUUCUGUGGUGACUCAAUGCUCCUCUAUCGCCAUAUGGAAAAGAUAAAGAAGAUGCCACAUUCUGUUCCUGGCUGCUUGGAAAUCCAAUCAUAUCUGGAUGACAUUACAGCUUUAUCUCUGAACUCUUUUGACUUCAAGUUUAUUUGUAGAAAUGAUAACAGUGCAGCUGAUCUUCUAGCUAAAUCAGUUAGAAACCAAAAUCUUCCUUUUACUAUCUCUUGGGAGUACUAAGUUGUAUGCAGUACUAAGUUUCUUAUAUUAAUGAAAGGUUGGCCGACAAAAAAAAUGCAAGUGUUGCUGAGAGCCGUUGGAAAGAAGAAAGCUGAUUUGUGCAAGUGUUAAUGGGCUUAACAAUGGGAUUUGGCCCAAUAACAGUUUCUUUUUCAC
Molecule: messenger RNA, 2211 nt
Organism: Arabidopsis arenosa
Lineage: Eukaryota; Viridiplantae; Streptophyta; Magnoliopsida; Brassicales; Brassicaceae
Source: the annotation of a GenBank genome assembly